This is a messenger RNA of Erythranthe guttata (spotted monkey flower), 1980 nucleotides long. The record is from RefSeq and is a predicted model, not a curated record. Lineage: Eukaryota; Viridiplantae; Streptophyta; Magnoliopsida; Lamiales; Phrymaceae.
CAAGCUUCUUUGGUGAGUGAUCAUGCGGUGACAAGUAGUGAAGUUGAGCUGACGGAUGAAGAGGAGGAGGAAGAUGAUAUUCCGCCAGGUGAUGUUGAGGUUGACACGAGGAGGCAAAAGAAAAAUAGGCCAAUUAAUUUGGACUUAGUUAAUUUUGAUAGUGUAUUGACGGAAGAGCAUUUGCAUUCUAUUCGCCGUUUAUCCGGAGCGCCGAGUAAUGUGGAGUUGUUGUUGCCUCGGAAGGGCGAUCGCUUGUAUUCGCCACCCGAUGGGUUUCAUAUGGUAUUUUUGGGGUACUUGACGUGCACAUCUGAGAUUACACCGCAUCCCACCUUGUUGAAGGUUUGUGAGGAAUUCAAGAUUGGGUAUAGUCAGCUAACGCCCACUGCUGUUCUGAUGUUCCAGGCGUUUCAUUUUAGGGUGGUUCGAGUAGGUCUGCCUGUGUCUGUGAGUUUAUUUAAGGCGUUAUUUACAUUACAUCGGCCCAACAAGAUGCCUUUCUUUUAUUUUCAUCCUCGCGUUCCUUACCAAUUCGUGAAGAGUGUGAAGCUAUCUUUGGGGAAAUGGAAGACCUAUUUUUUUUAUGUGAGGGCUCCCACGUUUGACGUUCCCGUAGUUUGGAAUCCUACGUGUGAGAGUUUCACGAUAACUGCAAAUAUGGCGAAGAGGAUUGAGGAAUCUGGGUUGUGUGAUGUGGAAUUUGAUCCGAGGGGUUUGAUACCGACGGUGAAGGAUGGGGGUAUCACAUUUGCGGCACUUCGAGCUAAGGCGAAUGGGACGUCGAAGAAGGCAUCGAAGAAGUUACCCUCUACGUUGGGAGAUUCUUCAAGUGGUUUGCUUCGUGAGGAGACCCAUGUAGAAACUCCUCGAAUAGUCGCAGAUGACCGUAGCAGUGCUGGUGAAGGGGAGGGGCGUCCACCGAAGAGGGAUCGUGGCAAGGGGAAGAGGGUGGAUACUGAGUAUGUCGCUGUGCCUAAGCGUCUCCGGGUAGACCCAGAGGAGACUUAUGCUUUCCAUGGUGGAGGAGGGAAACAAUUGUUUACCUAUGGUGUGAAUCGCGACGGUAAGGAGUCGUAUUGGGAUGUGUCGGACCAUGAUCUGCCUAUGUUGAGUACCGAGGGAUUCGUUCUUGAGUAUGACCGUGCUCGGAUGUCUGGUAAGGGCCCUUCUCACAUGUUGGAGUUAGCCGGUGGUGACAUAUGUCGGUUGGUAGCGACUUGGAGAUAUCUCGUGGAGCAUGGUAGGAAUGUGGAAGCUAGGAAGGAAGAGGAGCGAGUUCGAAGUCAGACGCGUGAGGAUGAACUUCUAAGCCAGUUGGAGAUAGCGCGGUCCGAUCUUGCUCAACGGACGGAAGAGCUUGCUCAAAGGACAGAAGAGCUCGAGGUUAUCCGAGGUGACGCGAAGGCAUAUAAGGAUGAUGUUCAUAAGUUGAACGAGUGCUAUGAUCAGCUGAAGGAGAAAUACGAAGUCGAGAAGGCGACGGGGAAGAGGUUCCUCGCAACAUCAGGUGGUGCGGCUUAUAGGGAGUCCAUCGUGGAGGAAACCAAGCUUAGCUUCCGAGGUAGUGAUGAGUGUGCUGCUAUGAUUGAGGAGCAUGCGUUGGCUGUGGUCUAUAAGCCAUUAGUGCGUGCUUGUCGCCAAUAUCUUCGCGAUGCGGGUGGUAUCAGUGAGAAGGUGAUUCGAGGGAUGGAGGCUGGUAUCUCAGAUGGAGAGGAUGAUGAGGUAGAUGUCGAUGGGACAGGCACAGAGCUUGUGGCUGAUAUGGUUGCUUCCACUGUAGGGACGUCUUCCGCCCGCAGUAGGGCAGUUUAGAUUUAUUUGCUAGGAUAGUUAAACUUAUAUAUUUUUUUUUUGUUUGGAGUCUUAGUUUAUUUUUCUCGCUAAUGUAGAUGGGUAUGUCCUCUACUAUUUCGUUUGAAUUUUUUCCUUGUUUGACAUUUGAAGUUUGAUAUCUUGAAUUAUUUGUUUUGACUUUGUCAA